Molecule: messenger RNA, 4409 nt
Organism: Sycon ciliatum
Lineage: Eukaryota; Metazoa; Porifera; Calcarea; Leucosolenida; Sycettidae
Product: VWFA and cache domain-containing protein 1-like
Exons: 30
Coding region: 331-3648 (1105 amino acids)
Cellular component (GO): voltage-gated calcium channel complex
Molecular function (GO): voltage-gated calcium channel activity
Source: RefSeq, a predicted model, not a curated record
UGCUUUCUUCUUCUUCUUUUUUCUUUUUUCCCCUUUCUCUUUUUCUUUUUGAGUAUUUGCAGUCUGUGUUUUCUGUGUUUUUCUCUCUUUCGUGGAGGCUUGCUUGUUGUAUCCUUGGCUCUCGGCCGUUACUUUAUCGCCAUCAUAAUAUUGGGCACCAUUGCCCCGCCGGCGUUUGGUCUGCGAUACAAAAUAAAAAUUAAUUCAACAACAACAACGUCGUAGAUCUACUGGCAGAUCUAUCAACACCCUUUUCCCGGACUUGGCACCCAAAGUACAUCUACUCCAAGUGAUUUCUUCGUCCCUGACAUAGCCACAGGCACUGCCAGUAUGUCUGUGAGUGCGCACAACGAGUACUCGACGCUGGUAGUGGUGAUAACAAGUGCGUUGCUGGUGUACAACGGCUGCCGGUCAGAAGUAGUGCGGUACACGGGGCAAGCGUUUCAGUCUCAACUGGAACAAUUCGCCGACGAUGCGUUGGGAGUCACAGCAAUGCAGAGUGGGUUUCAAUCAGCCGCACGCACAUCACCUGCCCCAGUGAGCGGAUCAGUUGCUCUGAACCAGCUGGCAAGCAAUGUGGCAAGUAGGCUCCAGACCCGCUUUCGUGUUGCACGCAAUCUCCAAUCAGCUGCCAGAGGUGCGUAUAGUCAAGGUCGCACCAGAGAAACUGAACCGCUGUGCUGCAGUGUGAGAAGUUCUGAUGUCGUCUUUGACUCUCGCUUCAACACGACGGUGACACCCGCACAGAGCUGUGACAGAAUUUCCGCCACGGCUUCUACGUACCGCAGCACUAUCAGCGUUACGUUCCGACAAGCAGCCGCCAGCAACCUAGCCGAAGUCCCCGAGGUGAAGUUUCAGUACUACGGAUCUGAGGAAGGCUAUGCAACAAUAUUUCCCGGCUUCAACACAUCCGACUGCUCCUCCUAUGACCCCAGAUACAGGCCAUGGUAUGUUGCUGGUGCAGUGCCGGCUGAUAAGGAUGUGCUGAUAGUGGUGGAUACGAGUGGCUCCAUGGGUGCAAUUGUCUCCGGCACAGCGAAGACCCGCCUUGACCUUGCCAAGGAUGCCAUCUUGUCCAUUCUUAGUGUUCUCUCUGACCGGGACAGGAUAACUGUUCUCCCAUUCAACUCAAGGCCAGAUAACAUUGCCCCUGCAUCUAGCAACUUGUCUUGCUUCAACAACGCACUGGGACAGGCAACGCCGUACAACAAGCGCCUACUGCGCUACCAUGUUGACAGACUAGUCGAAGGCGGCAGUACGUAUUACGGCACUGCCAUUAAGAGAGCAUACGAGAUUUAUGCAAACACUCCUCAAAUACCCAAUAGAGAUCGAGUGAUUCUGUUUCUGUCUGAUGGAGUACCGACCGAUUCGGAGGGUACCAUACUGGCCGAGCAGGAGAGGGCAGCACGCCAGUUCAACUACAGCAUAGUCGUACUCACCUAUGCCAUGGGAAACAAUGUUCGCUCGGGUGAGGUGACGCUACGGAAAAUGGCUUCCCAGAGCUAUUCCAGUCCUCUUAGUGGUGUGCAGCGAGCAUUAGGAGAGUAUCGGCUGGUCUCCAAUUUUCAGAAUCUGCGUGCCAGUCUCACAAGAUUCUAUUCGUUCUUUGCAUCGGAGGACACAUCAUCGUCAGUGAUUUAUACGAAUCCCUAUUACGAUGCGUUUGGGCUAGGGGUGAUAUUGACUGUGGCCGCUCCCGUGUACACGUUUGGCGGUGCGACGGGUUCCACUCCCGUUCUGCGUGGCGUAGUCGGUGUUGACAUCACUAUCACCGACCUGUUUGGCGACAUCUCCUAUUUCUCCGACGACGAGCAUCAGUAUGCGUUCAUGAUCAACACGGAAGGCCAUGCAAUUCUGCAUCCGCUUCUCAACCAGCCAGCAGACCUGUCCUCUGACCCAACCUUCCAAGACAUCACCUUGCUGGAAGUCGAUGCUGCGUUCCGUGACCAGAUAUAUUACGAGAUGCGGGCAAAAACACCAGGACAUGCUGUGAUCAAUGCGACACGCUUUGUGACCUCUGGCAUCAGUCCGUACGAGGGAGCUCAGGCCACCACGGUCCUAUCAUCUUAUGAUUGGAAGCCGGUGGAUGGCACAUCAUUCAUACUCUGUGUUGUUCUAAACAUGGACCUUUCCCGGGAAGUUGCCAGCAUAUCACCACAGCCUGCUCCGAGAUCAGCUGGUACUGUGUAUCAUCGACUGGACCUGAUAACAACGUCAACACCGAAAUGCAAUCAGUUCGGAAGGGUGGCAACAGGUGAUGUGAGCGCUGUAAAGUUUUCGCCAGAAGCUUUCCUGGACCCAUCGUACUACCUGAAUGUUCCAGAGAACAAGACUGGAGUCUCACAGUACCUGGCCUACCUUGAUGGCCGCAGUUCAUACAAUCCAUACUUCAAGGUCACAGUGAAGGAUUAUGUACGCCUGACAGCUCUGCUUGACUCUGUGUGGAAAUUAGCAUCAAUUGAUUACACGCAGUCUGUUGUGUGGAGAUACAUCGGAACCAUUGGUGGUGUGUUUCGCAUCAUUCCUGGAACGCAACUACCGACCUCUUAUGAUCAUUUGAAACGUGGCUGGUUUACUCGGUCCAUCAACAAUCCAGGACAACUGAUCCUCUCCUCUCCUUAUCUGGAUGCGUUCGGCGCUGGAUUUGUGGUGACGCUGGGAACUACAAUCACUCAAUCUGUCAAUCAGUCAAGCAUAUCAGCAGUCGGAGCAGUGAUGGCUGUGGACUUCACGCUGGGGUAUCUGGACGAAGUGCUGCAGAGAGUCUAUCCGCCUAGGGCUGGAUUGAGGUACAUAAUCAUUGACUCUUCAGGUUACUUAGUAUUCCACCCAGACUUUCUCACCGAUGCCAGGAGUCCAGAAUGGGUGCAUCUUGGCCACAAGGAGCCGUUUGUCAUGAGAGAUCUUCUCCUCAAGGGGGUGCUACAGAAGCAGAGCUGUGCACGCUAUGAUGCCUUCAGUCGACACGUUACAUACAAGAUGGUGCUGCCUGGUGGUGCCACCUCCUUCUCCAGCACGGCUGAUUGCUUCUCCAGCACAGUAUCCUAUCAGUUUGAGCAAGUUGAUAACUCCAAUGUGUACGUAGGCUUCUUGAGCAGCAGCAGCUGUAGUCGUAAGGAUGGCACACUAUACCAGUCAGCAUGCUCUUGCCCAACGUUCAACGGGCUCGGUCGGUGUUCUUCAGUAACAGUGCAGACCUGUGAAUGCCCAUGCACAGUUGACCUGCCCGUCUCUGCAUGCAACAACUCCUUUCCUGAACAAUCACGCCAAUACAAUGUGUGCCCAGCAGAAAUCUUCGCACUGCCUGUAGUGCCUCGCAAGGCAGGAUCAGUAUCAGGACUGAGCAAGUGUUCCGACAAUCCAUGCGCCACCAUUUCCAGAUCCGGGUCUUGUCGAGCAUCUGUCGGUUGUGAGUGGUGUACCCGAGAUAUACGGGAGACUGAACUGGAAAGAUCCUUCUGCUCAACCGACUGCUACUGCUUUCAAGGCAUCGUGGGACGCCAGAAUCCUAACGCUGGGUGCGAUGCAGGUUCAAGAGAUGGACAGGGAGGCGGCAAUAAUGACAGUGGUGGCAGUGGCCAAGUCGUGUCUAUGUUCGGUCUACUGAUCCCGAUGGUAGUCUGUGUGGGCACAGCUCUAUUCCCAUGAUAUAGCUACCUGACCACUGUGCUACACACAAUAACGUUACUCCCGAAGCAGUUGACCAAUUGCACUCACGUGUAAGCACACUGACUCACAACUAACAUACAGUAUCUAGUUUGCUAUUAGCCUUCAUUUGCCCUCAUUGCCAACACCCAACCUCUUGAUUUAUUACCAGAAACAGUGCAUGUGAGCAGCAAGAACCAUGCAACAGCUUUACGAUUGACACGAUUUACGUAUGCGAGAUUUUUGAAGACAUUGAAGGAUUUCAUGACACAUUUCUGUUUUGUAAGAGGCGACUUACAUGUGGUUCCUCUGCAGAAAGACAAUCAUGAACAAGUGUGUGCCUGCUUCAUACAACCUUCACUCAGUCAAGAGCUAACCGCAAGCGCACCCUUUGCACAAUAUCGAAUUGCCGCAUAUAUUUAGAUACCGGUAUUUACCUCUUUUAUAGAGCAAUUCUAGACAAAGCUAAGGCUUAACCUGCUGCAUUCAUUAGGGAUUUUAUCAUUUCACUUCUAGAAUUCCACAAGAAAAUGUGGCCACCCUGCCUAGCUAUCAUUGUUGGGAUGCUUUUCUCUGAGAAGUAUCUCAUGAAAUCAAUUUGGAAACUUUUACAUUUAACCAUGAGUUUUUAUUAUAAUUUUGUAGAUUGGGCAUUGGAGACGUGCUACAGCAUGGUAUUACUUUUGUUACGUUCAAUGUCCACCUCACUGCAAUACUAUUCAUUGAUCUAACAUUAAUAAAUCUCUCAGGUUGUCUCCACGUCA